CACUCACAGCACACACACACACACACACACACACACACACACACACACACACACACACACACACACACACACAUACAACACUUAUGAGAUUUUUAAUUUAAGACUUUGACUUAUUAAGAGCUUUGAUUUCCAAUGUAAGAUGAAAUAACUAUUAAAUGCAAACGAUUCGCAAUACUUUGCGGGGGCAAAUGCUACACAGAUAUCAAUGCAUUGAUUUUGGGUUUGUUAAAAAGCUUUGCAUUUCAAACAAAUGAAGUUAAUGCCGUAUCUAACCCCGUCGAGAUGAAAGGGCGUCUUUACGCACCAGGAUCCGUGAUAAAGACCAGACGGUGUCUGAUGCAGAUCAGUCAGGUAACAGAUACAUUCAGUCAAGUUGUAAAACAUACAGGCGUAAAUAAAUCAAAGUGUAUGUGUAUUAAAGAUUUAUGUUAUUAGGGUAUCUUCUUCUGAAGUUUAUUAUAUUUAGAGGCGUUCUCAAGAGACGCCCACACGGGGGUACCCAGGCUUUAAAAACUAAAAGUUUUGUCAUACUGAUUACCUGCAAAAUUAACUUCAAGUCGUGCUACGCCACAAUAAACAAUAACGAAACAAUGGCGGACAACUACCAGGACGGUUUCGAGAAUCAGGACUUCGAUGAAGGUUUGGAUCAGAUCCUUGAAGAGUUAUUUGAUGAGAACGUGUUGUUUGCUUGUGAUGAACCCGGUGCUGUUAAUAACGACGAGCAAGAUGUUGGCAGCAAUCAGGAGCUGAUAACCCCUCCAGAAAACGUUGCGCAAGAAGUUGAGAUUAGCACCGAAUCACAACACGCCCUAGGACACGUCACAAAGCCUGCCUCCGCCGACGCGCCGGAUCCCGAGGGUGAUUCUCACAAUCUCCCAGAUGUCUCAAACGUACGCACCGAAGCUAGCGUUACGUGUAGAGUACGACAUUCGGAGGGCCAGGGAGUGAAACGUCUGAGGUUACCGGAGUGGGGAACAGACGAUGUACCAAGCACCAGUCGUUUAAGGACUUCGGAGAAUAACGAGCAGCGAUAUGAUGAAGGAGGGGUGACAGCUUGGAGCGAUUCUAUGGUGAGCGCGUGGGAUCGUGCGUCUUUUAGCGAUUCGGCAAGCGAAGAGGAGACGGAAGAAUUGCCUAACGAAGACCCUCAAGAGCUGUUCCGUGAACGUGACUUAAAUAGAAGGCUUGAUUAUGAUAUGCUUCGCCGUGUUAAUCGACGGUUUGGCACACUUUUCGAUUUGAGCGGUCAAGCAUUGUCCUAUCGAGGUGCAGAAGAGAUCGUGGGUAAUGCUCAAAGUGAUGUGGUAGCGAUUUUGAGGAACAUCAUCGAAUGCCAACAACAGCUGAACGAAUCCUUACGUCAUGCAGCCGAAUUUUGGAGGAGUUGUCACGAUCAACUAUAUGGUGAAUUUCGUCAGUUUCAACAACGUAUGAACGGGGUACCGGGAGAAAUCCAUCAGGUACAAGUUGAACAAAACUUAAUUGUUAACGCUCUUACUCUGAUCAGUGAACGUUUACAUCUAAUGCAAAGAAUGUUAUCAGAUUUGUACCGACGUGAUCAUCCUUGA
Molecule: messenger RNA, 1568 nt
Organism: Carassius auratus (goldfish)
Lineage: Eukaryota; Metazoa; Chordata; Actinopteri; Cypriniformes; Cyprinidae
Exons: 5
Coding region: 426-1568 (380 amino acids)
Source: RefSeq, a predicted model, not a curated record